AUGGACCGCCCAGAACCAGGGCUCGUCAAAUGGUCAUCCAAUCCUUCAUGGGACAACUUCAUCCACAUCAACCUCCAGCACCGUGUUGUCCAGGUCUAUGAGCCCGUUGGACACGCCAGGGCAGGACGAUUUGACUACAAGAAACUCAACCGUCACGAUGACUUCCCUCCGCUCACUACUUAUGACUGGUCACCCACCAACCCUGGCCUUCUUGCCGUCGGCACUGGGAGCGGUAUUGUGAACCUGUUAAGGAUCGACGAUGGAUCCAAUGCAUACGUUGAGCUGGGUCUCAAGAUGUCUCGCACGUGUCAGGCUGUCGCAUUCAACACCACAGGCCUAUUAGCUGUUGGCCUUGACCGCGUUCGGAUGGACCAAUGUCUUCAUAUCUGGGAUGUUAGCCGCCUGUCUUCGCUUGACAAGAACACACAGGGUUUUCCAUCGGAUGCCACCAAUAUUUCAGACCCCAAGCAUCGCCUUGAACCAAGUGUGUCUGUAUCUAGUAUCAAGUUCUUUGAGGACAGCCCCCAGACGCUCGUGGUGGGCAUCAAGGCCCAAGGACUUCGCAUACAUGAUCUUCGCGAUCCGGGCAGUGUUGUUACAUUUCAGACCAAAUGCAACAACAACCUCACGAUUGAUUAUGCUGAUCAAAACUACUUUGCAUCAUCCGCCCUGGACCAUCCCGGUGUCAUGAUCUGGGAUCGGCGCGCAACCACGAGGCCUGUGGCUGCUCACUCUUACCUACAGGCGGUUGAUGAAGAUGACCUGCCUUGGGGAGGAGCUCUGCGUCUUGACCGAGUGAUCGAGACAGAUUCCGACCCCUUCUUAGCAGAUGGCAAGUAUUCUCUUGUCAGAUCCCUACGUUAUUGUCGCGACCACCGAGGCCUCCUGGCCGUAUUGUCGCGUACUGGUCAGCUCAAGGUAUUAAAGACCAACAAAGAAACCCCGUCGGCCAGCUCUAGCGGCCCAGAGCUCCUCCAGGUCCAGAAAUCUUAUGAGAUGGAUGUCUCAUAUGUCGAAACAUCAAGGAAGAAUGAUCGUAUAGUCGCCUUUGACUGGGUGACAUUGAGCUCUCCUGUUCUUCGCCCACGACUUCUUGUUCUACGAGCAAAUGGAAACUUUGAGAUCUUGGAGCAGCCAUCCCAUACGUCAGAUCACGUCUACAAGCUUGUGCCCUGGCAAGCACCGCAUCGUGGCCUUGAAGAAGGAGCUCCCUACCACACCAUGAUGCAAUUCGAACCAUCCCAGGCUCCAGACAUUCUGGGGCCUCUGCUCAUGGAAGAGGCCCUGUCAGAUGUCCCGCUCUUUGGACCAGAGAGCGCAAACGUUCGGGCAGACACCGAAGCUGCAAUACAAUCAAAUACCCUUUCUUCCGUCUCGAUAGAGAACGUCGGGGCAACUCUUUCGCCCUUGCCCGAGGCAUUCCAUGAAGCCUCUACUGUUGCUCCAAAGAUAAGGGCCCUGCGCGCUUUUGUGAGGGACGAGUUCCAAGCUCCUAAAUCAGCAAACGGUGUUAAGCCACGCGCCGGCGACACCAAGAUCGUUCAAAGCCAGAUGAGUGAGAUGUCUCUAGCAUCUGAUAGCCUGGGCUCAUGCCGUGAGAUCCAUGAUGCGCUGUUGGCUUCGCUGGCGGAGGCGGAGGGACUCCCCAGGGAAGCACAAAACGUCAUUGACCAUACAAUGCUCUUGCGUGCCAAGGAAAAGUAUCUUUUCGAUGCCGUCGCCAAUAGAGACAUUGUAGCAGAUGACCCCUGGGUCAAGUAUGUCUGGGAUUGGAUUGCAACCGCAGAAGACACUGCUGAUGAUGGAGGUUUGAUCCUUUCGAGCCUCGAUCUCAGCUACUUGGGCGUUCACUCAAUAUGGACAAACAAUCUAGGCCGUGAUCCUUCAACUAGACUACCAGCCGGCACAUCACCACCUGAUCGAUCAACCUGGGAGCGUUUAAUCGGGUCCUUUUGUAAGAAGAACCACCUCCCCAAGUUUGACGGGAAAACCACCAAGUGGCCUUGUCAUCGUCAGCUCUGUCUUGAGAUAUGCGGCUGGGGCGACUCUGAGAAGCACGAUCCCAAGGGCCGCAACCGCAAGGCAGACCCUGAGUAUCCCACCACCAUCCAUACCAUGGCCGCUGCUCGAGCCUUGUUCACGGGUGACCACAAAGAGGCCAUUCAGAUCCUUAAAAAGGCCAGCACCGCGCACCCAGAGCUCUUGUUUGUGUCAUUGGCUCUACAGCUCAUGGGCCGUGGUGAUAGCCAGCUCGCCAAGGAGCAAUUGGACUUUGACGAGGCCGUAGCCUCCAAGACUGACCCCUAUCUUCGUGCUAUCUCGUCACUCAUCGCGACCGGGGACUGGUCAGCCAUCGCCAGCCAGCAAUCCUUGCCCCUCUCUGAUCGAGUCUAUGUCGCCGUCCGCAACUUUGACGACGAUCAACUUACCGCAUGGCUUAACGACCAGGUCGCCCUAGCAGUAGCCGAUGGCGACAUCGAGGGUAUCGUUCUUACAGGCAUCUCGGAGACUCUGGUUGAUAUCUUUGCUCGCUACAUACAAAAGUUCCACGACGUUCAGACCGCGGCCCUCGUCCUCUCCAUCUGUGCCCCCCGUUAUAUCGACGACAUCCGCUGCCGCGCCUGGCGUAACGCCUACCGAGCUCACCUUCAACGCCACAAGCUCUUCUUUCAUCGCACAAAGUUCGAUGUCGAGUCCACCAAACGCUCCAAGCGUGACGGAAUCCCCAACCUCAAACCUCCCUCGCGACAGAUCGCCCUCCGCUGCGUCUUCUGCGACGCCGAAACCUCGCUUGUCAACAACCACCAGCCGCCUCACCUUGGUGCUGGCACCUCGGCGCAGGGAGCUGCCGGCCCUUCAUCGCUCGAGACGCGGAAUCCGCUCCUUGCCACUAGCAUCAACGCUGGUGUGAGCUGCCCCAACUGUGGCCGCCACCUCCCGCGCUGCGUCGUCUGCCUCGAGAUUGUCGGCGUGCCGCGCUCCGACAAGCCCGAGGAGAAGGGCGAGGGCAGAAUGGCAGGCCGAUUCCCAACCUUUUGCCUACGCUGCGAACAUGUCUUGCAUCUAGAUCACGCCAGGCAGUGGUUUGCUAGACAUGUCGAAUGCCCGGUACCCGAAUGUCGUUGUCGUUGCAAUUUCAGGGCAAACCCGGAGUUGAGUUAUCAUUAG
Molecule: messenger RNA, 3168 nt
Organism: Fusarium keratoplasticum
Lineage: Eukaryota; Fungi; Ascomycota; Sordariomycetes; Hypocreales; Nectriaceae
Product: Zinc-ribbon-16 domain-containing protein
Exons: 5
Coding region: 1-3168 (1055 amino acids)
Biological process (GO): positive regulation of TORC1 signaling
Cellular component (GO): cytoplasm
Molecular function (GO): protein binding
Source: RefSeq, a predicted model, not a curated record